Molecule: messenger RNA, 1191 nt
Organism: Aspergillus sclerotioniger CBS 115572
Lineage: Eukaryota; Fungi; Ascomycota; Eurotiomycetes; Eurotiales; Aspergillaceae
Gene: sidJ
Product: putative siderophore biosynthesis lipase/esterase
Exons: 2
Coding region: 56-1135 (359 amino acids)
Source: RefSeq, a predicted model, not a curated record
CACACACACACACACACAGAGCUUAGUUCUCAACAACGCAACACAACACAACACAAUGUACUCCAAAUUCUGGCCCAAGGGCGGACUGCCCGGUAUUCUUCACCACUACACCGAAACCCUCGUAACCUUCGAAUACACCACGCAAACCCUCUCACAACCACACAGUCUCCUCUUCGUCGGCGGUCUCGGCGACGGCCUCGCCACAACCUCCUACAUGGCGGACAUCGCCUCAGCCCUAAAAUCCACCCCCUGGUCCCUCUUCACCCUCAACCUCACCUCCUCCUACCAAUCCUGGGGUCUGGGCCACCUCGACCGCGACACCGACGAAAUCGCCCAAUGUAUCCGCUACAUCCAAGAAUACAAGCAAUCCAAGUACCCGGACGGAAACGGGAAGAUCGUGCUGAUGGGACACUCGACGGGGAGUCAGUGCGUGAUGCAUUACCUGUCGAGACCGAAUCCGCAUACGAGUAAGCCCGCGUUUGAUCCGUAUUUGGAGCAUGUGGUGCGGGUUCCGCUGGACGGGGCGAUUAUGCAAGCGCCGGUUAGUGAUCGGGAGGCGAUUGGGUGGGUGUUGGAGAAUGGGAUGGGGGGGAAGAGUGGGGAGGAGUGUCGGGAGGUUUAUGAGAAGAUUGUGAAGAUGGCGAGGGAGGCGGAACGGGAGAGGUUGAGUGGGAAGGGCGGGGUUUAUGAUACGAUGUUGCCGAUUGAGUUGACUUCGUUUGCGUAUCCGGCGAACACGCCGCUCAGUGCGAGGCGGUUGUUGAGUUUGGUGAGUCCGGAUAGUCCCGAGAAUCCCGGGGAGGAUGAUAUGUUUAGUUCGGAUUUGGGGGAUGAGCAGUUGGAGAGGACGUUUGGGAUGGUGGGGAAGGGGGGGUUGUUGAGGGGGAAGCUGAUGGUGUUGCAUUCUGGGAAAGAUCAGUCGGUGCCGGAUUGGGUGGAUAAGGAGGCGUUGUUGAGGAAGUGGAAGGGGAUUACGAAUCGGGGCAGUGUUGAUGGGAGGGAGAUUUGGGAUGAUGAGCAUACGGCUGUUAUUCCCAAUGCGUCGCAUGCCUUGAGUAAUGAUGAUCAGGCGGAGCCGAGACGGUUUUUGGUGGAGAAGGUUAUGGGGUAUUUGAGGAUGGUGCUGAAUGUGUAAAUGAUAUCCUUUUUUUUUUUCGUCUUGGUUCUUUUCUUUUGUGAGCUUGAAUUGAG